AUUGUAGAGCACUGAUUGCUCUCCCCAGCCUUAUGCUCGGUGCGCGUGUGAGGCACGGAUGAGAGCAAUAUGGCGGAAAGCAAGAGUGGCCGAAAGAAGAAAACGUCGGCUGAGCACAUGGCUCGCCUGGCAGAUAUGGUGCGAGAGAACAGCCAGAAGAAAAAGAAACCUGUUCAGGUUGUUUUCAAGAGACACCCAUCUACAGGAAUGCGGAUCCACACGUCUAAAUACAGACCUGGAAGAAAAAAUAUAAGACCUACGGCUACGGCUACAGGAAAGCGACCAGCAUGCCUGUCUCCUGAAAGAACAUUGGAAGAACGCGAGUUGUCCGGAGACAUCUCCUGGGAUAGUGAAAUGUGCACAGAAAUUGAUAGUGACCAUGAUUCCAUUUGUAAAAGUGAUGCAUUGGAUAACCUCAUAAUUGAAACCCAGAUGUUUCUGGAUAAUUGCAAGAAGAAAAAGGUUAUGUCCUGGAAAGAACGAAAGAAGAAUGCCAACAUUUGCUGGGAAUCGUCCAGGCCUAAGAUCUUCAAGGCAAUGGUAGAGAUGCAAACCCCCGGUGAAGCUUUGUGCAGUAUUUGUGAGGAGAUAUCAACACUAAUGGGAUUUUGCCAGGAACGUUUGUCUUAUCGUUCAGUUGGCAGAGUGAAAGAUAACAAUUAG
This is a messenger RNA of Dendronephthya gigantea, 663 nucleotides long. RefSeq lists its product as uncharacterized. Lineage: Eukaryota; Metazoa; Cnidaria; Anthozoa; Malacalcyonacea; Nephtheidae. Bases 70 to 663 code for a protein of 197 amino acids. The transcript has 4 exons. The record is from RefSeq and is a predicted model, not a curated record.